Messenger RNA from Guyanagaster necrorhizus, 1041 nucleotides. RefSeq lists its product as uncharacterized. The record is from RefSeq and is a predicted model, not a curated record. The coding region runs from base 1 to 1041 and encodes 346 amino acids. The transcript has 12 exons. NCBI's taxonomy places the organism in Eukaryota, Fungi, Basidiomycota, Agaricomycetes, Agaricales, Physalacriaceae.
AUGGCACCUAUUUCCGUCCCUGGAGUAAAUGUACCUCUCAUCACUGGCCCAUUGAUACUUGGCUAUAUGUGGGGAUACGGCCUCUUUGGCAUUCUCACAGUUCAGAUGUAUAUCUAUUAUAUCCAUUUCAACCACAAAGACACAUGGAAGACGAGAUUAUAUGUGUGGCUUAUAUUCCUUCUCGAGGUCAUCUUUACUAUUUUUUCAACUAUCGCGGCCUGGAAUCUAUAUGCUGAUGGAUGGGGUGAUGUGGAUAUGCUUUCCUACAUCGAUUGGUCCUGGGAGCCCCUUCCUGCACUCAACGGAACCAUUUCGUCCAUGGUUCAGACAUUUUAUGUCUGGAGAAUUUACAACCUUACGAAAAACAUCUGGAUCUGUAUCUUUAUUGAAAUUGUUGCUGUUGUACAAUGUGUGUUUGCCUAUUACUUCGGCAUAGCGGUGUCAGUGGAAGGCUUAGGUGUCAGUAAGCUCAUUGAGUUAACACCUAUGGUUAGCACAUGGCUAGCCGGGAGUGCGGCUUGUGAUGUGCUGAUCACCUCCGUGAUCGUCUAUGUUCUAUGGCAAGCAAGUAGUCGCUCGACGUUCAGUCAGACGACAAAUGCAGUCACAAAAAUUAUCCGCUUCACCGUUGAGACGGGGUUACUCACUUCCGUAGCUGCUGUGGUGGAGUUAGUCCUGUGGUUAAUCCAGCCUCGGUAUUAUGUCCAUUUCAUUGGAUUUCUCGUCCUCGGAAAGCUGUAUUCAAACGCCCUCGUCGCUACCUUGAAUUCAAGAGCCCUUGUCUUCGGUGCCAUUCAAAACGGACCCUCCAACUUGUCGAGAUCGAUACCACAUUCUUCGAGUUCUUUCUGGAACGAAGUUGGACCAAAGAUUACAACGGUUGGAGCACAAACUGUACAGGUAACACGGACCACUGAAAUCCACGAGGAUGACGACUCCCAUGAGAUGAUCGUUGUAUCGGGUGUCAAGAGAGACAAGAAUACUAUAAGCCUUGAAAUUGACAGCAAUGGCGGACAAAAGUAUUAUGGGCAUCACCUGUGA